AUGCAUCAGACUUUAGUUAGACCGGCUCCGUUCAGUUUUCUUUUACCUCCCACGCCACAGACUCCCUUUGGUACCGACCGCCGGAAAGACGUUGGAUACCUCCCCACACUCCCACAAAUUAAUCAGUCGGGAUAUUUAGAAGCCCCCGUCAGAGUUGGGCUUCGAACACCACCUGAAGACGACAUGCACGCAACAUAUCCAGCGCCCAGAUACCAAAACUACAAAAGUCGGCAGGAGGAAACCUAUCCAGGAAUGACCAAUGUUAGUAAGACAAGUGAUCAUGAUGGCCCACCCACACAACAAUCACCCAGACUUCCAGCACGUAAAUUAAGCGAAACUACAGAGCCCCCUCAGUCAAGGGUUCCUUAUAGUUGGAUACCAGUAGAAGGUCAUGAUACAACCAACUCGUUUCAACCUGUUGUCCCGACUUCUCUAGAGUCUGAAUCUACUCGGAAGCCACAAGCAAAAAGACCAUCAAAUACAGACACUAUUCAUCCCAGACUACAGAUACCAAAAUCAAUAAAUCACAGCGGUGGAAGUUUGGCUGAAUUUGCUGCCCAGAUUACUUGUUUAUUUUGGUUUGAAUCUACCAGUACCUUGAAGAGGGCGGAAGUUGCGUGGUCGGGAUCAACGACAAUAGAAAGACUUCGACCAGAAGCCUUCCCAUCUGUCGGAUUUACAAAAUGGGUUGUUACAAUUCUCAUGACUACGCAGGUCUCGCAAAAUGUGAUAUUAUUGGCACUACUUUUCAUUUACCGGUUAAAGUCCAUCAACCCAGCAGUGAAAGGACGAAGCGGAAGUGAAUACAGGCUCUUGACUGUGGCGUUGAUGCUGGGUAACAAAUUCCUCGAUGACAACACGUACACAAACAAGACGUGGGCCGAGGUUUCGGGAAUUUCUGUUAAUGAAAUCCAUAUAAUGGAAGUCGAGUUUUUGAGCAAUAUGCGGUACAGUCUACUCGCGUCCGAGGAUGAGUGGAAAGAAUGGCAACAGAAGCUUGGAAAAUUUGGAUGCUUUUGUGAUCGUGCAACAAAAUUGUCACCCCCACUCCUAUACCAGCCGACCCUCCCCUCGCCUCCUGAAUCGAUGGAAGCCUCACCUCCCACUCAAAUGAGUUCAUACGCAUCUGCAGAUGCACCGUAUGUUUUCAUUCCACGGUGGUCUGCUAGUAACAAUGCCGAUCAAUUGAUGUCGCCACUCACUACUCUUUCGCCUGCCUCAGACCACGACUACCGCCCGUAUGCAAGAAAGAGAAGCUUCUCGGAAGAUGUUGAAGAACCGGUGGCAAAGCGUGUGUCUAGGUCAACUACCUCGGCACCCAGUGAUCCUGGGAAUUUUAACAUGGCUGCUAGACCUCGUUUACCACCGGUACACGACUUGACGAUUUCGACAAGCCAAGCCGCAAUGAAUGGGUACAAUGGUCUCACGAGCUUUUCCCAAAAUGCGCCACUUUUGCCUCCUUUGAACGCUGGUCGAGCCAUGUCCACAGUCUACCCAACUACUCCAAUUUACCCACCACUUAUUUCAACUGGAUCACAAUCUGGUGGACCACAAGUCCCUCAUUAUCAACACAGCAACCAAAGCUUUGGCACCCCGUCUCGCCAACGUAGUCCUUAUCCAGCUGUCCAGGAAUUACUUGCAGCAGUCCCUUCCCCGCUCAAUGCUUCUUUCCCAGGCAGCUCGGGCCAUAUUUCGCCGUCUGUUUUCUACCAACAGCGGAACUCGCCAUAUGAACCUAUUCGCGGCGUGAACACCCUCCUCUAUCCACCGCCAUCUGCCUCGAUGCACGAUUAUGCCGUCAACACAAAUCAAAUACAUUAUCAACCAUUGGGCAAGAGACAUGAUUAUCGAUCCGGUGUUGUACCUGGAUACGGAUUUCCACCAUUGACUCCAUGGCCUGUACUACCUCAACCCAAUUUUCACAGGGUAUAG
Molecule: messenger RNA, 1932 nt
Organism: Sclerotinia borealis F-4128
Lineage: Eukaryota; Fungi; Ascomycota; Leotiomycetes; Helotiales; Sclerotiniaceae
Source: the annotation of a GenBank genome assembly